CUGGUAAUGGUUUAGAAGUACUUUCACUUUUAAUAGAUCGGAUGGGGGAGCGCUUUAAAAGCCACACAAUGACAGUAUUGUCCAAUGCAGUAAAUAGAUUAGGAGACAAUCACGAUGAGGUCAGGAACUUGUCACAGUCGGUGCUACUGAAGCUGAUGCACAUCAACACACCACAGUCUGUAUGGGACCGUCUCAUGACAGGAUUCUCACAUAAACUGUGGCGGGUCCGGGAGGAAACACUCAUCUGUCUGCAGCAAACCAUUGAAAUGUAUGGAGCCAAAUGUCUGUCUCUGUCCAAAUUAGUGGGCGCAAUUGUAAAAUUAUUAGAUGACCCCAACAGACAGGUGUCGGACCAGGCAAUGAACACCCUGGUGGAUAUCUACUGUAACGUAGGUGAGAGGGUGAGGAUGGACAUUUCCAAGAAAGGUCUCUCGCCGCAGCUACUGCACACUGUCAUGGACAAGUUUGAUAAGGCCAGAAGUUUGGGGAGAAUGAGGAUAGAUAGUGCUGGAUCUACAGAACUGUCAUCAGACUGGCAAUUCCCGCCUCCCUAUGGGAAUGAUGAGGCUCUAGAUGCAAAGUAA
This is a messenger RNA of Lingula anatina, 584 nucleotides long. RefSeq names its product CLIP-associating protein 1-B. Gene Ontology annotation, cellular component: basal cortex; mitotic spindle; kinetochore. Lineage: Eukaryota; Metazoa; Brachiopoda; Lingulata; Lingulida; Lingulidae. Gene Ontology annotation, biological process: establishment of mitotic spindle localization; mitotic spindle assembly. The record is from RefSeq and is a predicted model, not a curated record. Gene Ontology annotation, molecular function: microtubule binding.